UGUUUUUGUUUUACUUUGACAUGGUGGUCGCGUAUAAAACCAUUGCAAAAUAUUAGUCUAUCAUCUUGACACAUUACACAUACAGCAUAAUUAUUUCCGAUACGGUUUGUUAGGAGCGGCGAGGAUAGUACACAAUGAUAACCCGCACGCACUUCCAUACUUAAGACAAAGGUAAAUAUUGUUCAGAGACCUAUCGGAGGCUAUCCACAAUCAUGAGCGACUUUAAGGGACAACCUCUUGGUAAUCCACAACCCCCACCCCCGGGGUACAGUCAGCCACCUCCUGGCUAUGGACAGCAGACGACCGUUGUCAUGGGGGCUCAGCCAGUAAUGAUGGCGCAGGUCUUUCGCGAGACCCCGGUCGCCAUGCAGUGUCCAUACUGUCAUGCCAGCAUCACGACCAGCACAGCGUAUGAAACGGGGACCCUGACCUGGAUCAUCUGCGGCGUACUCAUCCUCUUUGGGUUGUGGCUUGGGUGUUGCCUGAUCCCGUUUUGCAUUGAUGGCUGCAAGGACGUCAUCCACAGCUGCCCCAGCUGUAACCAGACCGUCGGCAAAUUCAACCGGGUCUAGUGGUGGCCAUUCUUGGCGUUGCCACGUGACAAUGAAUCCAGGACCCGUGACUGCUGAUGAUUUGUAGAACUUUACCUGGGACUAAUCUUGCUUUUAUGGAGUUGUUUAUAAAGGGAAAACUUUCCUUGUAAUCCAGUUUUCAUUGAUAUUCCAUGUAUAUACACAUACAGAUCCUAAUAUGGUUGCAGGUUGUUUGUAUUAAUUUUUGUAUUUUUUUUUAUUUCAUCCUAUAUCAAUUGAUCUACAUUUUUUAUAUUGCAGCAAAAGCUAUGGAUAUCUAUUGAAUAUACGCAAACACAUCAGUCUUUUUAUAACUCAAUCUAGCUCUAUUCAUACUGUAUACUUAUGUUUGAACAAAAACAAAAAAAACCCAACUUUAUUUUUCUCCACAUGAUUUGUUUUUAAAAAAUUGAAAUGUUUCAUGUUUGAAUGUUAUAAAUGCUUUUAUUAAAGAUUUUUAAUCAU
Messenger RNA from Ostrea edulis (European flat oyster), 1037 nucleotides. Its product is annotated as LITAF domain-containing protein-like. Gene Ontology annotation, molecular function: zinc ion binding. The transcript is spliced from 3 exons. Bases 213 to 572 code for a protein of 119 amino acids. The record is from RefSeq and is a predicted model, not a curated record. Lineage: Eukaryota; Metazoa; Mollusca; Bivalvia; Ostreida; Ostreidae.